Messenger RNA from Schistosoma bovis, 3771 nucleotides. NCBI's taxonomy places the organism in Eukaryota, Metazoa, Platyhelminthes, Trematoda, Strigeidida, Schistosomatidae. The record is from the annotation of a GenBank genome assembly.
UUCGUGUCAAGGUCACUGGCUUCAUAUAUGUUGCACCACGUUGCCUAACGGGUUGUAGGGUGGAUAUGUUAUUAGUGUGUUUUAAAGUUACUACCAUUUUGAAAUUACUCUCUUAACUAGUAGUAAAUAAUUAAUUCCCGUUAGCUUGAUGAAUAUGAAUCUUAAGACACUUCGUCGUUACUGUUUUUGACACCCAUUCACAUUAAAGGGAAUGAUGCCUAUUGUCAUCACGUAUCCAUUGCGUAAAAAAGAUUUACAUCUAGAGUAUAAAAUAUCAAGUCCACUCUUCAUUCAGAAUACACAGAUGCAAGUACUCAGCGCCGAGAUACAAUCAACGGGAAAAGAAUUCGACAUGAAUCAUUAAUGAUUGAUAUCGAAGUUCUCAUCCCUUGUUUUAAAAUCUGCUUCUCCACUUCUCAUAAAUUGUCAGCAUCUUGAUUUGUGAUCAUCACAUCAAUUAGCCAUUAGAAGGGAUAAGGGUUACCGGCUAUUUGCUGCUCACUAUAGUGGUUUUAAAGCCCACGAUAAUUUUGAUUGUAAAGUGGAAGGGAUAAAUAUGCAGUUAUAGAGAAAGAUAAUUAAAAAGUUGUAGGGGUUUAAAUAGAUCCUCAGAAUGAUAUGCGUUUUUGAUCCCAUGGUUUUAUGCUUUUCUCUUUUCGAAAAUUUAGCAUCACUAGUCUCACUAGUAAUAUAUUGUGGUCGUUUUUCCUACGUAAUUGACUAUGAGCAGAUUUUCUCAGCUUGCUGGGUCUUCUGAUCUACAAAAACAAUCGUGGGAUGUAAAAUCAGCCUCGGAACUCUAUCCGGGGGACGAAAAUAAUUGUUCAAAUUCAAUUAAAAAAUCAAAGGAUAGAAAAUCUCGUGCUUCAAAGCGUUCGACAGAGUCCAUUCAGUCGCGUUCCACUGAUACUACUUUAAAAAACGAUAUCGAUGGUUUGUACAUUGAACCGUGUGGAUUUCGUAAUGUAAGAAAUUCGUGUUUCCUUAAUGCUUCUCUCCAACUCUUACUCAAUAUUCCAACUUUAUGUUCAACUUUGUAUAAAUUUCGCGGUAUAUGCGUUUCUUCAGCUGAAUCCGCUUUCCAUGCUUCAGGCGUUCAAGGAAAGAAAACCCCUUUGACAGAUCAAUUGUUAGAAUUAAUUGAAAAACUCAAUCCACAAGUAGUGGAGAAUGAAACCAUACUAAAUAAUACUUCCCAAUGUUGUAAUGGUUAUGGUAAUAAAAAUGAUAAUAUUGAUAAUAAUGUCAUUCAUGCAAACAAAACAAGAGUGGGCAGCAAUUCGAAUAGUCCUGUUCCCUCGACUUAUAAACUGUCACAGUCCAAUGGUGUACAACCAUUCAUGCCAAAACAUUUGAUUACACCGAACCCAAUUUUUGGGAAAUUGCUUCAUAUGAACACAGGUUUUCAAGAAGAUGCCGCUGAAUGCUUGACUUAUCUGCUUACACAAUUACAUGAAGAACUGGGGUGUACAGCGGUAGCUAAGAGUACAGAUGUACAUCUUUUGAAUGAUACAGAUCAAAGUCAAAAUGAUUCAGAAUGGAUAGUUACUGGUCGAGCUGGCAAACACUUUCCAGAAGCUAGAAAAAUAGAACUUGAUGGUGGUCAAAGUCCUAUUGCUUCAUUAUUUUGUGGUACACUUGUAACUCGUUCUAAUCUAAGCAAAUCAGAUAGUAGUUACAAUGUUCAUAAUUAUUCAACUGUAAAUAGUCAUGCCAAAAAAUCUGCUAUCAAAGAACCAUUUUUCAUGCUUCAUGUACCUAUAGACAAUCCUCUAGUUAAUUCCGUUGAAUCAGCUUUACGGUAUUUAGCUGAACUUGAAGUAAUAACAGAUUAUCAUAAUUCUUCUGAUUCUCAAAUAUCAUUGGUACGUCGUCGAUCAAUGAUAGAUCGUCUUCCACCGUACUUAAUUAUACAAUUGAAACGAUUUUAUAAUGAAUCUAAGGUGAAAAAUGUAUCUGAAAAUACAUCUGUAAAUAAAUUUAACUCUACUACAUCACAAACAUCUGUAAUUAUUCGUAAACAUUUGAAAUCAGUUAAUAUCCAAUCUAAACUUCUUAUACCAAAAGAACUUUUAAAUCAAGAAACACAUUUCAGUCAUUCACAACGUAAUUAUCGUCUUCAAGCUGUUAUAUUUCAUGUUGGUGAAACAGUUGAAUCAGGUCAUUAUACAAUUGCUGUGCGUAUAACUAAUCCCCUGAAAAAAUCAAACAGCAACUCUUCCACAUUUAUCUAUUUUGAUGAUGAUCGUGCUUGUGUGUUAAAUAACGCAGAAAGUAUAAAUCUUCUACUAACCACACAUCAUCCAUUAGAUACAAAAAAUUGUGUAUUCCUUCAUUUGAAAAAACCAAAAACAUUUCAAACUAAUCCUGAACACGUAAUAACAUCAUCAUCAUCAUCUAACCAACAUCACAGUGCAUUAAACGUUUCUAUCAAUCAUCCACGCACACCGUAUAUUCUUCUCUAUGAAUCCCAAAUAGGAGUUCAUUCGGACACAUGAUGAUGAUGAUGAUGUGUACAUGUCACUGAAUCAUUUUCUGUGUGUAUGUGUAUGCUGGCAUUUCAAUUAUUCUUUUCCUUUCUUUUUCUAUGGUUUUGAUUUUUCUAUUGUUUGAUUGUGUAACUUUUUAUUUUUAGCAAAAACUCUGAAUUAUCAUUCUUUUUCCUAUGAAAAUCACUUGUAGACGAUGUUUUAUUUUUCUUACCAUAGUUUUUGUAAAAAUCUUUUCUUGUUUUCUGUUUGUGACAAGUUUCGUAAGGAGACCGCAGGGGGGGGUGGUUAACAAUAAGGAACCAUUGCGUGAUUGCAUUACAUUUGUAAUUAAAUGAGUAAAUUAUUCAACAGUACAUGUAGAAUUUUGAUACAGUAGUGGGCCAAUCAGAAGUCAUCAAAUGAUGUGUGCACAUGAUCGUCCAAGAAAUAGCUUUAGUUUUUAAUUGAUAAAAUAUAAACCAUUGAUAGGCUUGAUUACCUAAGAGACAGACGUAUGUGUAUGCUAAUGAGUACACAUACAUGUUAUUUGGUUCAGCCAAUUAAACUUUUUCUUACUAUUCAUCUUUCCUCUUGAGUAACAGGGCUUGUGUGUAGAAAGUGUAUCAGCAUUGAUUCUCUGUCAGCGCGUGUUAUAGCCAAUUUAUUCUAUUGUUGUUAACAAUAGUAUUCUUUUAUUAAAGGGUUGUAAUCUCUCGUUGUUGAUGUUCAGGACUGUAACUGAUCAGUGUUUGUUGUCAUAUUUGCGUUCUGAGCAAAUUGUCUUUUUAUGGUGCUUUAGUUUACUUGGUACUUGGAUAGUUGGAGAAUUCAGGAUGAGGGUUUUAGUUGGGUCUCAGCAACUGGACGUUCUAGUGUUCUUUUAUUUGUUAUUUGAGUAGUUCUGAUGUAACUGUUCGAGGCCGGUCACGCACAAGGUGUUUGCGGAUAGUUUUAAGUGUGCUAGUUCCGUACUUAUAAGAUCUUACCAUAGACGACGGAAAUCCUUUUGGCAAGGUGUGAUGUGCUGUUUUCAGGGCCUUCCCAGUCCUCUCCCGUUUUAGAAAGGCAGCAUAUCUGUAAAUGUUGGUUGAGAUAAAAAACUUUCUACCGACACAAUCCUAUGUACUCAGCAGUACGACUCGACCUGCGAACCACGAGUUUGUUGCGUUUAGUUUCACUGCUCUUCAACCAACCUGCUUGGUAUGGUAGUUUCUAAAGGUAUAAAUAUCUCAACGAUUAUAACUGGACUGGGUCAUUACGAACUCGAAACCCAACUUCCACGUCAGGGUAGUUGGUAUCA